Molecule: messenger RNA, 441 nt
Organism: Aegilops tauschii subsp. strangulata
Lineage: Eukaryota; Viridiplantae; Streptophyta; Magnoliopsida; Poales; Poaceae
Source: RefSeq, a predicted model, not a curated record
AUGCCCCAUCGUACGCACCUACCAGCGCUCGCGUGCGCCUGCUGUGGCUGGCGCGCGCCCACGCAGGCCAGCGGCUACGUCCGUCCUCCCGCUCGCCGCCACUGCACCUGCGCCCGCCUCCGCCCACGACUCCCAGCACCCUCCCCUGUCGCUGCCCGCCUGCCGUCGCCACUGCCCGAUGCCCGCGCCUCCUCCAAUCACAGCCGACCGCCGCCCACCCGCGCCUCCGCAGCCGCCACCUCCGUCGCCUCUGACGGCCGCGCCCCGCCGCCCGCCUGCGCCGCGCCGGCCCCGCGCCGCUCUCCCGCCCGCGACGCCUCCUGCUGCAGCUCCGCCGGCCCGUGCUCCCUGCCGUGCAACCCUCGCCCGCGCUGCCGCCGGCCCCGCCUCUGGCCGCCGGUGUCCCGCUGCCCGCGUGCCCUGCUCAUCCCCAUCGCCUAG